GUUCCGUCGCGUUUACCGCCUCCCUCUUCACUUGUUCCUCGGGAAUCCUCAUUAGAGUUCUCCGUUGCUGUCAUCGUCAAACUGAGGAAACACAUUGUCUGUCUCGAAAGUUAACAUUAUAAAACCUUCGCCCGUACGUGUACCCCCAGUGUAGCAGAUGGCAUCCCUGGUUCCCUCCUGGCUCCAGGCAUGACAGUCACCCCCACCCAAGACAAAGCUCAGCCCGGUUCACCCUCGUACAAGGACGCUGCAAGAAACUUCAGCUCCGACCCAGCACGGAUGGAUGAGGUGGAGGGCAUCCGGGGGAGGGUUGUCUUCGAGGAUGCCAUUUCCCUGGCUGAGCCCAUCAAUCUGGAAGAUGACCAUUACUCUGCGCUGCGAGGCGGGCUGGAGCGUGACAGUCAGAACCUGGAAGCAGAAUCAUGGAGCGCGGCAGCCAACCCAGACUACAUGCAAACUCUGGACCGAGAGGCCAUCAAAAGACAGGAUGUCAUCUAUGAGCUGAUGCAGACGGAGAUGCACCAUGUGCGCACGUUGAAGAUCCUCCGGCACGUCUACAUGCACGAGCUGCGCCAGUCCCAGCUGCUAAACGAAGACAAAGUGGACACGCUGUUCCCCGGCUUGGACGCCCUGCUCAAGCUGCACCAGCACUUCCUGGACAACUUCAAGUUGCGCCAAAGUCAGUGUCAAGAGCGGGGCAGUCCCAACAGCUACCAGAUCACGCAGCUGGGAGACAUACUCAUCUCACAGUUUUCUGGCUCGGUGGGUACAAAAAUGAAGGAGUGGUACGGCGUUUUCUGUAGCCGUCACACCGAAGCUGUCAGCUUUUACAAGGAGCAGCUACAAAGCAACAAGAAGUUUCAAAGCCUCAUGAAGAAAGUUGGUCAGCUGGUCCUGGUGAGAAGGUUGGGUAUCCCCGAGUGUUUCCUGCUGGUGACGCAGCGCAUCACAAAGUACCCCGUCCUGGUGGAGCGACUCAUACAGAACACUGAAGUCGACACCGACGACCACGAGUCUCUGCUCCAAGGCCUGGCGGCCAUCAAGGAUACCAUCUCCCGAGUGAACGACGGCGUCAGGCACUACGAGCAGGCCUCCCGCCUCCGUGAGAUCUACUUUCGACUGGAGCCCAAGUCGGUGGGGCGGCUGAAAGACGGCCAACUCAUCCGCCGGGAGGAUCUGAUCCAGGGCAACCGGACUCUGCUGCACGAAGGCCCUGUCACCUGGAAGUCUUCUGGCAGACAGAAAGAGAUACAUGCUGUGCUGCUGUCAGAUGUGCUCCUGCUCUUACAAGAUAAAGAUCAGAAGUUUGUUUUUGCUGCUGUAGACAAUAAACCGCCGGUGAUCAGCCUUCAAAACCUGAUUCUCAGGGAGGUGGCCCAUGAGGAUAAGGCCAUGUUCCUCAUCUGCGCGUUCAUCUCCAUGCCGCAGGAGGUGUACGAGAUGUACGAGCUGCACACCGGCUCCAAGGAGGAGCGCCUUGCCUGGAUGGGCCGCAUACGAGACGCCAUAAAUCGUUACGCGGAGGAGGACAAAGACUUCCAGGAACUGAAGAGUAGACUGCAAGAAUAUCGAGAGCGUUUAAAAGCCAGAGAUGAGCACAUCGAGCUGUGCCUGUCCGAGAAGUUGCACAUUUUCAGCGUCAUGUAUCAAGACAUGACCGGCCAAGAGAGCCCCGCAAGAAGGCUAUUGCUGCGAGGAGACCCCACUGAUCUCCAGCAGGGCGAAACAUUGCUCAAAGGAGCCCUCGAUGAAGUGGAAAGUCUUCAAAACCUGCUCUUUAGCACAAGAAAAUACCCCACUAACAUCCAGGUGGGCGAUCACGUAAUACCGUGGAGGUCACACGGGAGGGCCGAGGCCUCGGGGCCGGCCGACAUGAACCCAUCUGCAAAUCACACGUCUUCCGAUGGGGAUGCGGUCGACAGGCUCAGCGGCGGCAGCUUUGAAACCGACGACGCUCAGAGCCGGGAGCAGCCUGCCAACAGCUACACGUGGGGGCCUAGUUGGGCUUCAGCCGCCAGCGACUUCCAAGCUGAGGUGCAUGACCGUGUCAUACUGCUAGCCCAGAGGCUGUAUACAUUACAAGCCAUCGUGGCCCAGCAGGACAGUCAGAUCGAGCUCCAGCACAUCCUGCGGUCAGACGGCGGCAGAGCCUCGCGGCCCUCUAGCAGCACCUUGCUGGAGCAGGAAAAGCAGCGCAAUCUGGAGAAGCACAAGGAGGACCUGGCCAACCUGCACAAGAUGCAGGCGCAACACCGCGAGGCGCAGCAACGCUGGGAGAAGGACCGAGAGCGCCAGAGUGUCUACACGGAGGCGCUGGAGACCCAGCUGAAGCUGCGGGAGGACGAGUGCGUCCGGCGUGAGGAGAGGCUCCGCCAGGAGAAGGCGGAGUACGACAGGCAGUGGGAGAACUACCAGCAGGGUCUGGAGCGCCUCAGGGAGACCACCAAAGCCGUGGAGAGGGAAAAAGAAAGCCUGAAUCAGGAGAAAGAACGUCUGGAAGACAAGUUCAAGAAGUACACGGAGGCUCUGAACGCGGGGAACGUCAACUAUGAUGAUGCGUACGUCAGUCUGUCCAGCUACCAGUCAUUCAGGGGCAGCCUUGCCACCAGCCCGAACGGAGGCGCCCCACGUCCCCAUGUCCUACUGGCCAGCUCCCGCGACAAUAAGAAGGAGACGCCGCCUAAAGUCCCGCCGCGCAAGGAGAGCAUGAGCGUCCCUCCGGCGGCCAAGCCCGAGCUACCCGUGCACCUGGUCAGCACCACCAACCAGGUGCACAAGGCGGCCGGCGUGGUGCAGCAAAUCCCCACCAAGCUAGCCACCAAAGCCAAGGACAAGGGCUUCCGUAUGAAGGCGGCGCACCAGAGGGCCCACAGCGCAGCCUCCAUCGACGUGAGCCAGCUUGUGCCCAUCAGAGUGACGGGGAAGGAAGGAGGCAGUAUGAGAGCCGUCUCCCGCUCGGAUGACACGUCUGGUCAAGGCAGCAGCGUGAAAACGUCGCAGUCCUUCAUGCAUUUACGAAGUCAUGUGGAGGCCCAGGCCCCAGUCCCACCCCCAUUCCCCAAGGAAGUGCUGGAGAAGCCAAAGGAGAAGGUGAUAUUCAUUUAAUUCAUGCUGUUAUGGACUAAGGAGUGGAAGGACUAUGUCUACUUCAAGGUAUUGGACUCAAAUAUGUUUUUCUCAAAACAUUUUUGCGUGAGCUGGGGGGGGGGCAGAAGCCAUUUUGCACAGUGGAAAAAUAUGUAAUGUACUCAUGUUCUUAGAUUGCCAAACACUUUUUUUGACAAGUGUAUUUUUUUAUUCCAAAUGAAUGCUGUUUUAUGACCUUUCUAAUUUAAUGGUGUGUGGAAGCUACUGCAAAACAGAGUUCAGAACAAGCGCAGCUUUUGAUUAAAAAAAAAAUGCUGCAAUAUUGAAA
Syngnathus acus (greater pipefish) is the source of this 3415-nucleotide messenger RNA. RefSeq names its product rho/rac guanine nucleotide exchange factor (GEF) 18a (gene arhgef18a). The record is from RefSeq and is a predicted model, not a curated record. The coding region runs from base 190 to 3105 and encodes 971 amino acids. Gene Ontology annotation, cellular component: plasma membrane. Gene Ontology annotation, biological process: regulation of Rho protein signal transduction. Lineage: Eukaryota; Metazoa; Chordata; Actinopteri; Syngnathiformes; Syngnathidae. The transcript is spliced from 20 exons. Gene Ontology annotation, molecular function: guanyl-nucleotide exchange factor activity.